AAGGUCGCAAGCGUCAUAUUCUCGUAAGAACAAAAUGAUUCGACAUGUAGCUCGCCAAAAGGAACCAUUUCAGCGAUAUUUGUUAACUUAUCACAACAAAUCAAAGAAAGAAAGAUGCUGUCGUUUAUUAAGUACUUUUCAUCAUAAACAAUAUAAUAAAACUGGCAGUCAUCCGAAAACACCAUGUCAACAAGUACAGACACAGAGGAGCCUGGUCACAGUUCCCCAGAUCAUCACCACAGAGGAGGUAUCACAUAGACAACUUAAACAAGUACAUCUACAGCAAAACCGGGACAUCUUCUCCAUACCAAGUAUACCAGGCAUUGUCUCAGACACGAAGAAGGAGUACUCAGAGCGGAGAGUUUUAGGGUACUCAAUGGAGCAAAUGUUCCAGAUUGUGUCAGAAGUAGAGCAUUACCCCGAGUUUGUACCAUGGUGUAAGAAGUCUUCAGUGACUGGCAGACGCCGCAGCCAGUUAAAGUGUAAUCUGGAGAUUGGGUUUCCUCCUCUCGUGGAGAAGUACAACUCUAUAGUGACACUAGCAAAACCACGACUUGUCAGGUCUGAGUGUACUGACGGCAUACUUUUUAACCACCUUUUGACUGUAUGGAAGUUUGGCCCUGGAAUUCCAGGCAAUCCCAACUCAUGUACUCUAGACUUCUCCGUAUCAUUUGAAUUCCGGUCAGUGCUGUACUCCAACAUGUCUCAUAUGUUCUUCGACCAGGUGGUCAAACAGAUGGUGAUGUCCUUCCUCAAGCAAGCACGAAAACUGCAUGGUCCAGCCUCGAUACGGGACCAGAAACCUCAAAUCCUUAAAUACAAGGAUUGACAAAGGCUAACACAUAGGGUUGAAUAUUUAUAAGAGUUAGAAUCUCCCCAUUGCCGGUGGGUCUUGUGAUGGUGGUGCUGAUAUCCAGAAGAGACAUUUAGGGGAGAUUGUAGAAUAAGAUGAAGAGAUAUUAUUUAUUGUUUACUAUUUGAGACAUCAAAGCAAAUAAUUGUGUUUAUUAAGUUUUGUAAAAUGGUGUGUCUACAGAUUUGACAGAAUGGUAUUUGUUAUUCUUAUAUCCAUGUUACUGUCUACUUUUAUACAUGUAUUUGAAAAGACAUUUUUUAUAUUAAAAAAAUCUUCUGACACAUUGUAUGUACAAUGUAUACACUUAAGGUCAAAUAGGUAAUCCACUGACAUACCAUAUUAAUUCCUUGGAAAAAUAAUGAGAUUUAUUGUCGUUGACUUCAACAUCAAUAGUGACCUUAAAGGUUUCACUACCUUUAAUAAUAAAUCCAUUUUAACUAGGGGCUUGGAUUUAGGACCACUCCAGGUAUGAGCUAAUGGGAAGGGGAGAGAGUGCAGAGAGGCACUGUUGUGUGAUCCUCACUUUCAUUUUUUUUUAACAAUCAUUUUAGAUCCCAUCAUCCACAUAAUAGUUAAUGACACGUUCCUUCUCUCCAUAUCGUCGGAUCUGGAAUAGCACCGAGAUGAAUCAGUUCUUGAUGGUCUGUCUCUUACAGAAGCUGUUCCGAAAAAACACCUGAAACAGGCAUAAUAUUCUUGGUCCAAAAUUAAUCAUAAAGACAGUUUAACACAUAGUGUGCCUGCUUUGUUAGGAUCAACACUUGAUUCAUGAAAGGAUAGUGAAGGUCAGUAGCGUAGAAUUGUAAGCCUAAGCCAUAAUUACAGCUGUAAUCCAAUGCUUUAGUUAUCUUAUUUAUCCCUAUAUGUUGGAGUGUGAAAUGAAAUGACUGUGAUAUCUAAAGUUACGAUACCCGGUAGAUUGCUAGCCAGUGAUAAACUUAGUUGAAAUUCUACCUAAAUCCUGGCAUUCCUUUUCAAUGCGUUGUUCUUGUACUUUAUUAUUGCUUUAAUAUGGGUGUAUUCACAUAUUGGUGAACAUUUCUUCUCAAAUGUUACUAAAUAAGCUAAUACAGGUACUGCUUGACAGUCAAAAUUGUUCAACAGUAACAAGAUAUAAAAGAGCAUGUACUUUGUAAUAAGUAUUUUAACGUCUGUGCAGAUAGAUUUUAAAUUUUCCUGCAGGAACAUUUUGGUCACCAUGACUGGAAACAAGUAUUUUAAUCCGGUUGUAAGUUUGUGUUAUGCGUCCUGAUGAAUAUAUGAAGAUGUGUCAUUUGCAAAGUAUAUUGAAGUUUGAAUGGCUGAUAGUGUCAUUAUGAUGACUGGUGCUGUGUAGAAGAUGUGUGUGUGUUGUAUGUAAAAACUACCUGCAAUUUUUGUUUUUCAAAUAUUAAAAAUUUGGAAAUAUUUCCUGACUGUUUUAUUGUCAUGAUGAAAAUGUCAAAAUCGUUUUUAUUAAUAGGCAAAACAUGUGGCUUGAAGUCAAAUUAGUUUUUACUGUUUUGUCUCGGUAUAUAAUAUGACAUGCAUAACAAAUAUGAUGAAGGAUAAAAAAUAAUUAUUCAAUUCAUGAAAUUUAUUAACGAUUUCGUUUUUGUGAGGAUUGGACUAGCAGAUUUUUUUUAGAAUGAAUUUUAUACAAAACGGAAACAAAUUGAAAGACCUUUUUGUUUAUAGUCCCAAUGAUAGACAUGAAUAUUUACAAAAACAAAAGUUUUCUUUUUUACCAUUGGACAUUCUUGUACACAAUUUUCAUGACAUGUCUAUUUCUUUGAUGCGACAUCCAGACAUCCAUAUAUUUGAUGCGACGUCCAGACAUCCAUAUAUUUGAUGCAACGUCCAGACAUCCAUAUAUUUGAUGUGACGUCCAGACAUCCAUAUAUUUGAUGCGACGUCCAGACAUCCACAUAUUUGAUUAGGUAUUAUGCAAAAAAUGUAAACAGCCAGACUAGGGUUCAGAUCAGGGAUCAUAGUUAUAGAUGGAUGUAUUAAAAGCAUAAUAAGAUAGUUGAAUCAUAAAAAUAGACAUUCAUAAAAAUAUGAUGAUACAUUCUGCCUGUAAAACGCUUAAGUAUGGAGUGAAUGGUCCAGUUGACUGGACGUCCACAUAAUAACCUCUUCUAGAACAAUGGCAAUACCUCUUCUAAGGUGUUAUAAAUCUCUGUAUUUAAUGAUUCACAAAUUUGCUGAUUGAGAGGGUGUUUCUCUUAUUGUUAAAAGUUGACUGCAGAAAUGUAUUAUUUUUUUUAGUUUUAGUAAACAUUGUCCUUGAUACUCAAAUUAUUAAAGAUUUAAAAAGUGAGACUUGUUGAUUUGCUAGUGAAUUGAAAGUAACACAGAUGCUUGAGUACCCUAAACUUCUCUGUGAUCCAAUUUCCGUACAGAAAAGACCUGUUUUUAUGUCCUCUCAUUGUGUUUAUUUUAUUAAUUUGUACGAUUUUUAAGGUAUUUUGGUUAAGUUUUGUUUAUGUUUAAUAGCUUAUGGGAAUGAUACUGUUUGGCACAAGACAAUCAGUUUACUGUUUGACCCUAUAAGUGCUCUGCACUUUGUAAGUGCUUCACAUAAACGUUUCUUCAUUCUGCAUCCCAUUCCUUCACUAUUGCUUACAGAUUAUCUUGAAAAGUGUUUGUUGUAGAUGUUAAGUUCCAAAAUAACUAGAUGUUUGCAAAAUAUUAAUUGUAUUUUUUUCCAAAUACAGUACAUACAUGUACCUUAACACUUUUUUUAAAUCUUUCAAAAGUUUAGAAGAAACAAUUUCAAACUAUAUCAAAGAUUAAUAGAAUCCUCCCCUACCUGGAGGAUUUGACAGGUAAAUCUCCAUCCUGAGAGAGAUUUCUCUGUUCCACCCACAAGGAAGGAGAGGGUUAUUUCUCCAUCCUAUUAUUUCAGUCACAACUCCACCAACAGUAGUCUGGAAUGUUUAAUUUACAAUUGACGUCUCCAAUCAAAAGCUGAUUGUGACGUCAUUGUUUAUUGUUUAUUGUCAUCGUACAGUUUCUUGCAUUCUGUCAUACCCUAGGCAGUGACAGAGAAAACAUACCCAAUAGAGGGUGACAGAAAUCUUAAACAGGUAAAUCAGGAGACAAUUCAGUGGAAGGUUGGAGAACUUCUCAUCAAACUGACCCUGACACAAGCUCCAUCUUCAUCUGUACGUCAUUAUAUAGAUUCAGUGUUUUUUCAACAACCUCUUAUCUUAAAUGUUUAUCCCUAGACACCACUAUGGCUGAGCCUGUAGUGAUAAAUCGAGGGUUUGUAAGUAACAGAAAAUUAUUGGUUAGCUCUCAGUUUACAAGUAACCAUGGGCUAAUCAUGUACCCAAGGUGUCUGUGUUAGCAUCUGCGGUCCACCUGAAAACUUGAGAUUUUUUUGGGGCAAGUUUUUUAAAAGCUUCAGACUCCAUAAGUAUGUAUCACACCUACUUCCUACGUCCAUUUAAUGAAACCAAGCAUUAGGAUGGCUGAGUGUAUCAAAGCUCACUGCUAACUUAACUAGUUUUUUAUGAUCCUUUAUCAGACUUACAUUAUCACAAAUUUGUAUUAAAAAUAACCGUAAGAAGUUUGGGUAUAAAUAUUGAGCUAUGGCUGGUGCCAUAGAGCUUUGUAGUCAUUGAUUGCACUUUGUUAUGUUGGUUUAUUAUUCCAUUGUUAGAAAUGUGAAGAUAUUGGCUUUUUUUUAAAUGUCAAACUCUGCUUUAAGUGCAAAAAAUGCAAUAUGAACAAUUCAAAGCUGGAAAUAAAUAAAUCAUUCUUUAUGAAGAAACA
Molecule: messenger RNA, 4618 nt
Organism: Mizuhopecten yessoensis (Yesso scallop)
Lineage: Eukaryota; Metazoa; Mollusca; Bivalvia; Pectinida; Pectinidae
Product: coenzyme Q-binding protein COQ10 homolog B, mitochondrial-like
Exons: 5
Coding region: 35-829 (264 amino acids)
Biological process (GO): cellular respiration; ubiquinone biosynthetic process
Cellular component (GO): mitochondrion
Molecular function (GO): ubiquinone binding
Source: RefSeq, a predicted model, not a curated record